AGGAAAGUUUUGGAGGAAGAAACAACAUCAUACUCAACGUAUAACGCAAGGUCUAAGAUCUCUGCAACAGACAGGGUGAAGGUUUUAGCUAGUGAGCUAAUCAUUAAUGCUAUGGUUCAUGCUUUCGCUAAGCUAGGACAGGGUGUGUUUAAACAUGGCAUCCAGCCACAUCUUUCGGGCCAAACUGUAGAACCACAGCCAUGGGAAGAAGGAAGAAUUUCAGACACACUCUGCAAAGACUCGAUCAACUCCCACAAAGCCAAACCCUUCAGAUUUUGCAGCGAUAAAUCAGAACUGAGCCCUAUUACUGAUGACGCCAUAAAAGUGAAAUCAUUGGUAGACACAUUUGCCAACGACUUUGCAGAAGACGUUCUUCAGCAUUCUGUGUGUGACGCUUCCAGCUUACGCUUUAACUAUAAGCAAUCUCAGCGAGUAGAAAUUGGCCCAGAGAAAGACUUUAAACCAUGGCUAAUCAAAAUGUGUGCUGGGGAAAGUCCUGUCCAGGAACUGCAGUGUGCUCUACUCUGGGCCUCAGCCUCUCACAAAGGGACUAAAACACUUCAGUUUGAGCUUCCAGACAAAAGCCUUCAACAAAAGCUUUGCAGACUCUCUCGGAGUGGCUGUCUGAAUGGCUGGACGGUGGGUGCUUUGGUGGCUUCUCUCUAUGAGUUUUGUGACAUGCAUCAAGAGACCAGCAGAGGGCUCCAUAAGAGCUCCGAUUCUCUCCUGGAGCAUCUGCAGCACCUGAUUGACAAUGUGCGUUUAAACUGAUCUUGAAGCUUUACCCUUGCAGAACUGGUCAGUGAUCCAUGCAACAGCCCCUGAAAUAAAAAUGGAAACAGACAGACAUUCAUCUUCAUCCACACAAUCUUUCACAUCCCAAACAUUAAUAAAAGGAGACUAAGUCAUAACAAUGCAUAAACAGUAACAAUCAAUUUCACUCUGACCUAUUGAAAAUGAGCCCUUAAAGACAAAACAGCUGUAUGCACGCUGUCUGUUUAUACCAAAAUAAGAUCCGCUCUCCCGGUCCAAGCGCUCAAACCACAGCCAUUAUUAGGUAAGAGGAAAUCUGACUACAAAUCAUCUUUGGACGUUACUACCACCCAAAACACACUGACACAUUCUUGACCAAAGAUCCUGUAUUCUGUAUGUUCCUGUGUUGUUAUUUUUCAAAAAUAUGUCAGUACCUAUAAUAAAGUGUGUCUGAAAAUGA
Cyprinus carpio (common carp) is the source of this 1213-nucleotide messenger RNA. RefSeq lists its product as uncharacterized. Bases 112 to 771 code for a protein of 219 amino acids. The transcript has 2 exons. NCBI's taxonomy places the organism in Eukaryota, Metazoa, Chordata, Actinopteri, Cypriniformes, Cyprinidae. The record is from RefSeq and is a predicted model, not a curated record. Gene Ontology annotation, cellular component: cytoplasm. Gene Ontology annotation, biological process: intracellular protein localization. Gene Ontology annotation, molecular function: protein kinase A binding.